CAUACAUAUAUAAAUAACAAAGUUUCCACACGAUAUAUUACAUGUUUUUGUGUAGUGCCAGUCGAAUAAAAUGUCUAAUAAAAUUUCAGUAAUUUUGUUUUUGUGUCUAAUAAUAUGGAAGGAAAAUAUCGUGGAAGCCGAUAGCAAGGCUUUAAUAAGUAUAGAAGGACGACUCAGUGGUAACAAAAAAUUCGAAGCUCUAGAUGGUUUUCACGGCACUUGGUUAGAAGCCAUGCUAGAAUGCAAAGCAAAUAACAUGGAGCUAUAUAGUAUUGACUCAAAAGACGAUAAUGCAGCUGUUUUCACAUACCUCAGAACACGUUUCGGCAAUACCACAGCUGGAUUUUGGACUUCAGGAUAUUAUUCUUCGAGUAAACAAUGGGUAUGGAUGACUACAGGUAAGGAAGUUGUUUAUACCAACUGGGAAGAUGAUCAACCGGACAAUGUUGACGAUGAAAAUAAGGAAGUCAUCGAAGCAACAUAUAAAUACGAUAAGGGUCUUUUAUGGAACGAUAGAGCAAUGAGUGAAAAAUUAGGUGUACUUUGUGAAGAAAUAAAAUGUAAAAAUAAUGAUACUGAUACUAAAAAUUGAUAAUUUACAAUCAGUUAAAUAAUUACAUAUACGUUUUCUUA
Molecule: messenger RNA, 633 nt
Organism: Diabrotica virgifera virgifera (western corn rootworm)
Lineage: Eukaryota; Metazoa; Arthropoda; Insecta; Coleoptera; Chrysomelidae
Product: alpha-N-acetylgalactosamine-specific lectin
Exons: 4
Coding region: 71-592 (173 amino acids)
Molecular function (GO): signaling receptor activity
Source: RefSeq, a predicted model, not a curated record